UCGUGGCUCACACUCUUACUUCUCCAACACCGUCUCACUGUGGAGGAGAUCCAACAUUACACUUCACUUAACGUCUCAAAGCCAAUGUGAGAAAGAAAAGCUACCAGAAAUAUUCUUUCUGUUUUUCUAAACUAUAAGCUUAACCUUCAUCACAUUUAAAAUGGUUGUAAAUGAUAUUUUCAUGUGUACUAAGGCCCUUUUGUGACAGCGAGGAUUUAUUAAAACAAAAACCCAAUUCUUGUAUUUUGAGGAAGUUGCUUUGCCAGAAACAGGAAACCCAACACUGCAGUUCAUACCAAACUGCAUAAAGUCAUACAUAGCGAAAGAAUCGAGAGACACAGUAUUUGUGGAACAAACUCAUUGAAGAGGAAUAUGAACGCCCCACUUUUCUUUAUUCUGACUUGGAUAUUUGUAUUUUUCCACGUUUCUGUAUGCUUAGAAAAGGACACUCCAGAUUUAUACCUGGACAACACAGUCUUUGUGGCCUUUGCGGGUGAAUAUCUAUCUAUUGGCGGUACCGUCGUGAAGAGCAAAAACCAAAGUGUAGACAGGAUGACAUGCUCCGAUCCUUUCAAAAAGCUGAUAUUCCGCCGUGACUUCCCUGCAGUGGAUAUCACACGGGAGAUUCCUCUGACUGUGAAGCUAAAAAACGUGACCAUCUCAGGAGAAUACGUAUGCCAGUACCACAACACCAAAGUGUUCUGGUUUCUCCAAGUGAGAAAUCAUGGCUACAAGGAACCCAGAAUUUUUGACAACACAGAAUUAAUCCCAGUGGCCGUCAUCACUGCCACGCUUCUGGUUUUCAGUGUGGCUGGGUCAGUGUAUGUCUUCAGAGGAAAUUGGAAAGAGCAGAUUACUAAAUGUGGCAAAACUGGUGGAAAACAAAACCAGAUCGGAGAAGAAAGGAAGACCAGCGAGACGGAGGAAGACACUGAAAUAAUAACAGCUCCAUCUGCAUCUUUCUACUGUAGUCUACAAGUUCGACCCAGGUCCAUUUAUGACUCGCUGGAACAUUUGAGUGCCGACAAGGAGCAGGACCAAAGAGAGACUAAACCCGACAAGACUGAACCACCAAAUAUGGUCCAGCAAACCAUUCAACUCAAGGAUGAAGAUGUAUUUGAGUCGGUCUAUGAAAACCUUUGAAUCAUAAAUAAAUAAACUUACUUCACCACAGUUGGACAAUUAAAUCAGUUUCAGAGAUCAUGGACCCCCAGUGUCAUUAUCACUGAUUAUCAGUGGAUCAGUAAUAUUUUGAUUUUAAAAACUAGAGUCUAUCUAAAUGUCACAUUUUAAAAAGUACCCUGUAUAAACUGUGGUGAGUAACUUUUACAUAUAAAAAUACUUUAGGAUUCAUUAGACUCAAAACUUGUCAAGUGAGUUCACACAAUGCUGAUUAAGCCUGUCAGCUCCACACAAGUGGUGUUUAAAUCCCAUGUCACUAAAACUGCAAACAGGUUGGAAAAUAAUUGAAAAGAAAAAUGACAUUAGGUUAUACUACUCAAAAACUCAGUCAUUCAGCAGUUUGACAGGAAAAAUGCUUUUUACUCACAAUCCUCCUUCAGUCAGGUCUGAUAGUACUGCUUGGCAGAUAAUGUUUCCUUUUUGUUGAUCACAAAGGACAGAGGCAAAGUAAUACAAAUAGUUACUGCAGCUUUAAAAUGAAAACAUGCCACAAAUGUGUGAUUAGGAAAAAUGUACCACAUGGCCUCUGGCAGUGUUACAUUUGUUAUAAACUGAGGGUUGCACCUUCACUUGUGUCUGUCUCUCUCGAGUGUGUUUACAAGUGUGAUGAACUGCGGCUGUGUAAGACAGUUUCAUCACAAGAUGCUGGAUUCUCCCAACUAUGAAGGGAUUUUUUGUCGCACCACACUGUGUUCCACACAGGAUUCCCCCUCAAGAUCUGGAUGUAACACAUUAUAGUCAUUAUGUUACAUAUGAAGCAUUUCAAGAAAUGAAUUUCCUCCUGGAGCUAAUUUUGUGUAUUCAGUUUUUUUUAAAUCUGAAUCUGUACCAGUAUCUAUAAUUGUUAAAUACAUCUACUGGUGUUAAACAUUAGAAAGUAUGUUUUGAACACAGGACUUAAGAAACUAACACAGGAUUCUGACCAUUACUUUUUCUUUUUUCUUUUUUAAAUCUUCCAAUCUAUGUGUUACUAUCAUGAUUUUGUCUCUAUAACUGUAUGUCUAUAUGGGAAACACAGAUGGAUCACAUAUUUAUUCAUUGAUUUAAUUAGCAGAUGUUUGACUUUUACUAAAGAUUCAUUCAGUAACAUGCAUCAACUGAGGUUGUGAUUCAUUUAUCAAAAACGUAUGUCUUGGAACUAGCUGGAGACAUUUAAAUUUAAAAAGUAAAUAUGUAUUUGGUUAUUUUAUUUUUUAUUGAUUUUAGUCAAAUGGCUCAGUAUAGUAUGUUGUAGUAGUUUUUACUAACACUACUAUGCUUCUAUAAAUAGGUCCCGCCCAUUUGUAUUUGAUGACCAAUGAAAUCGUGAUGUCUAGAUUCCACGAGCCAAUGGCAGCGUUGCUGUCAUUUGGACUUCCUGGUCUUUUUUGGGUUUUGCUGCUACAUCGACCAUGGCUGCUGAGGGAGACUUUCUGGCGAGAUACCGUGCUGUGUCAAACAAACUGAAAAAGCGUUUUCUGCGAAAGCCCAAUGUAGCAGAGGCAAGUGAGCAGUUUGGUCAGUUAGCCAAGGAGCUAAAGCAGCAGGACUGUCUGCAGUAUGCAGCCUUUUGUAACCUUGCCAUGGCUCGGUGUGAGCAGACUCUUUUUAAUGCUCCCGGAGAAGCCUUGGCAUUAACUGAUGCUGCUCGCCUCUUCCUCUCAUCUGAGAAGGAGAACAGGGCCCUGCAGGCCCCAGGCUUUGAUGAGCACCUUCAGGCUGCGCUUAACUGCUACAGCUUUGCAAUUAAGGUGUUCAUUGAGAUGAACCAGCCUGUGAUGGCAGCCAGUCUGUGUCUAGAACUUGGAAAUGCUCUCAAGGAGAUGAACAGACCAGGAGAGGCCAUUGUUCAUUAUCAGAGGGCUGCAGAGUUGCAGACACAAACACCCAUUGAAGCUCUGCUGUCAAUGGGGGAAAUAGCCACAUGUAAAAUUCUUACCCGUGACUAUGAUGGUGCUUUGUCAAUGUUCACAGAGAUGCAGUUGAUGUGUCAAGAGAGAGGGUUGCAGCUGCCAGGCACCAGCACCCUUGUUGGUGCAUUUCUAGACAUUGUGGCAAAAUGUGAGAUCUCCAGGGUACUGCUGCUGAUGCUGCUGGAGCCUCCUCCUCAAAAGUUGUUACCAGAACAUGCACAGACCCUGGAAAAAUAUGCAUGGGAGUCCUUUGACCCUCACAGCCAAGUGACCUUCCUGCCUGAGAAUGUUUUCCUGCUCUUGCAGUCAGUCGUGAUGGCAUGUCAGGAGAAAGACACCGAGUCCCUCAAGUCUCUUCAGACUGAGCUGUGGCCACUUCUGACAGCUGAGCAAAACCACCUUCUCCACCUGGUGGUUCAGGAGCGAAUCACGCCGUCUGGCCAAGGCAUUUAGUUCAGUCCAGUUUUUAUUCACUUCCUCUGGGAACAAUACCUCAGAUAAUGGAACAUUCCUCUUUCUGACUGGGUCUGUUUUAAGGCCUGAAGAUCUUCAAUGUUAUAACUUAAUUCAGACAAAUGCAGACAACACAAAAAUGUGCCCUUAUAUUGCACAUAUUUAGAAACAGGAAGUAGUAUUUUAAAUCGUGUGUGCUCUAACCUGAGUGAAAGCUAUAAACUGAUUUGUAUGUAAUAGAGACCUUGUGGAUAUACCAGUUGAACAGAUGACACACCCAUACCUAGAGUUAUUUGUUUUAUUAAUAAAUGAUAUGGCUUUAUUCCAAUGUAAUUACAAACAAAACCUUCUAUUGUCUAAAUCUGUAAGAUUGGUGAAAUGAAACACCAUUGUCCUCCAUCCCUGGUUCACUUUAUGUUCACUUGUACAAUUUUCAUGUACUUUUCAUAGGAUAGCAGCCAACUACAGACAUAAAAUCAAACAUGAUAAAAAAACAAAACACUGCAUACAAAAUGUUACAAAAAUAUAAUGGUUACAAUGUGCAUAGAUAAAAAAGGAUACACUAUACUUCAGUUGUAAAAUAAUGAUACAUGAUUAAAUCUAAUUGUACUGUGAA
Solea senegalensis (Senegalese sole) is the source of this 4143-nucleotide messenger RNA. RefSeq names its product coagulation factor VIII associated (gene f8a). Gene Ontology annotation, molecular function: protein binding. The transcript has 17 exons. The record is from RefSeq and is a predicted model, not a curated record. Gene Ontology annotation, biological process: vesicle cytoskeletal trafficking. NCBI's taxonomy places the organism in Eukaryota, Metazoa, Chordata, Actinopteri, Pleuronectiformes, Soleidae. The coding region runs from base 2574 to 3527 and encodes 317 amino acids. Gene Ontology annotation, cellular component: early endosome.